This is a messenger RNA of Purpureocillium lilacinum, 1506 nucleotides long. RefSeq lists its product as uncharacterized. Gene Ontology annotation, biological process: fungal-type cell wall organization; carbohydrate metabolic process. NCBI's taxonomy places the organism in Eukaryota, Fungi, Ascomycota, Sordariomycetes, Hypocreales, Ophiocordycipitaceae. Gene Ontology annotation, molecular function: hydrolase activity, hydrolyzing O-glycosyl compounds; glycosyltransferase activity. Gene Ontology annotation, cellular component: fungal-type cell wall. The record is from RefSeq and is a predicted model, not a curated record.
AUGCGCUUCCCCAAGCUCGCCCUCGCGGCCGCCGCGCUGCUGGGCCACCACGUCCGCGCCCAGGUUCACACCGACUGCAACCCGCUCGAGAAGGACUGUCCUGCCAAUCCCGCCUGGGGCACAUCGCACCUCUUCAGCUUCAACGCCACGCCCUCCAACGACCUCUGGGAGACGACGGCCGGCAAAGUCACCUUCGACGCCGACAAGGGCGCCGGCUUCACCAUCACCAAGCAGGGCGACUCCCCCACCAUCCGCACAAAGUUCUACUUCUUCUUCGGCCGCACCGAGAUCCUCCUCAAGGUCGCCCCCGGCCGUGGCAUCGUCAGCUCCAUGAUGUGGCUCAGCGACGACCUCGACGAGGUCGACUGGGAGUUUCUCGGCUCAAACACCACCUUUGCCACAACAAACUACUUUGGCAAGGGCCGCCAGGACUGGCGCAACGGCGGCGCUCACCCCAUGACGGGCAUGCAGGACGACUACCACAACUACACGACCGUCUGGACCAAGGAGCAGAUCGACUGGUUCAUCGAUGGCAACCACGUUCGCACCCUUGUCGCGAAGGACGCAAACAACACCGAAAACUACCCCCAGACUCCAAUGCGCAUGAGCGUCGGCAUCUGGGCCGGCGGCGACCCCUCCCUGCCCGAGGGCACCCGCAAGUGGGCUGGUGGCGACACCGACUAUGCCUCGGGGCCCUACACCAUGUAUCUCAAGGCUGCCCGCGUUACCGACUUUUCCUCCGGCAAGGAGUACUCGUACGGAGACAGAUCCGGCAGCUGGAAGAGCAUCAACAUCGCCGCCGGCAACUCGACCGCCUUCGAGGCCCUCAACAAGGAACCUGAAAAGACCGUCAGCGAGAAGUGGGCCGCCCUGCCGUCCGGCACCAAGAUUGGCAUCUACGCCGGAGCCGGUGGCUUCGUUGCCCUUGCCGGCGGCGCGCUGCUCUUCUACUUCCUUCGCCAGCGUCGCAGGGGCGCCAAGGAAGCCCGCCUUGCCGAAGAACGUGCUGCCGCGGAGCGCCACGAGAUGGAGCACUUCCAGAAAAAGGGCAUCAACCCCGACGGCUUUUCCGAGUACGGCCACGAGUACGACGCCCACGAGAUGCGCAAGGGCGGCUUCGGCGAUGCCGACUCGUACCAUGUCCCCGAGACGACGGCCGCAGGCCCUUUAGGUGACGGCGCGUGGGGAGCCGCGUCGGCGGCUGGCGGCAUGCACGCGCAGAAUCAUCGCAUGGCCAGCCCUGCGCCCUCGGCUCGCGGACCUGGAAGCCCGCGCGGCUUCGACUUUGGCGUACCGCCCAGCCCGGGUCCGUCUCCUUCGGGGCCCCUGCCAUCCCCAAGCCGGAGCCAGAUGCGGAGCGAAUCGGGGCCGGGUGCAUAUGGCCGGAUGGGAUCGCCAGGUCCCCAGAAUAUGGCGCGCAUGCAGAGCCCCGGGCCUCCCCCGGCGCGGAGCUUCACGGACAUACAGAGGGGUCCGAGCCCCGGCAAUCACCGGGGCGGAUUCUGA